This is a messenger RNA of Drosophila persimilis, 1391 nucleotides long. Its product is annotated as box C/D snoRNA protein 1. The record is from RefSeq and is a predicted model, not a curated record. NCBI's taxonomy places the organism in Eukaryota, Metazoa, Arthropoda, Insecta, Diptera, Drosophilidae. Gene Ontology annotation, biological process: maturation of LSU-rRNA from tricistronic rRNA transcript (SSU-rRNA, 5.8S rRNA, LSU-rRNA); snoRNA localization; box C/D snoRNP assembly. Gene Ontology annotation, cellular component: pre-snoRNP complex; nucleus. The coding region runs from base 1 to 1044 and encodes 347 amino acids. The transcript has 3 exons.
AUGUCGGAGGAAAAGGCGGGCACUUCUGUUAAAAGCCUGCGCCUGGGUUUUUGCGAGGUCUGUGCCGCAAAGGAAGCCCAAUAUGCCUGCCCCAAGUGCGAAGUGAAGACCUGCAGCGUGGCCUGCGUCCAGAUACACAAGAGGGAGCUCGACUGCGAUGGUCUGCGGGAUCGCACCAAGUUCGUGCCAUUGAGCGAGAUGACGGCCCGAGAAAUGAUGAGCGAUUACUACUUCCUGGAGGAGUGCACGCGGUACGCGGAUGACCGCAAGGGCGACCACGCCAAGCGCUAUACCCAGCAGCAGCGAUACCUGCCAGGGCCGCAGCAUCGCAUGCGCGCGGCAGCCCAAAAGCGGAACAUUAAGCUUUCCCUGCUGCUGCCGCUCUUCAGUCGGCACAAGGAGAACACCACAUUUCUGGACUGGAAGCGGAAUCGCUUCUAUUGGCGCAUCGAUUGGCUGUUUGCGAAUGCUGCAGAGGAAGAGAAGGAGGAGCAUGACCAGACGAAGUCCGCCCACUUUGUGGAUGCUCGCUGUGAUGAAGAACUGACUCUGGCCGCCCUCCUCCUUAAGUAUGUGGAUCCCAAGCAGGAGACAGCCCGCAAGAAUCGCAAAUGCCUCGUCCGCUAUCAAACGGUGGGCAUUGGUGGCCUGAGCUUUUGGCUGCAGGCCGAGGGCGUCCGGCGCAGCGCCACUCGCUGCUAUCACCUGGAGGCAAACAAAACGCUGCGCGAGAAUCUCUCCGGCAAGACUAUUGUGGAGUUCCCCACCAUCUUUGUCACCUAUGCGCCGCAUCCUCCGGCUGGCUACGAGACGAUAGACAGUGAUAAAGAAUCGGAUGAUGAGCUCACAGGAAACGCAUCUGAUUCCCAAUCGGAAGAGGAGGAGCCAGCAUCUGCGAAUACACCGAAAAAGGCAAAGAUACUGCACGAUUUUGAUGAGAUUCACGAUGUCUACCAUGCAUUGGCUUCUGCUUAUUCUGACGACGACGGGGACACAGAUCACUGUGGUAUUGAAGGAAUGUUUCGUAAAGACAUCGAGCUGUAAACCAAGAGAAGAGCCAAAGCAGAAGCGACAGAGUUUAAGAUUGAGAUUUGGUAGUCUCUGACUAGCUUGUGGCAAAACAGAAGGAAACUAGGGAAGAUCCAAGCGUCUGAUCGACCCUUAGCCUUAAUAAGAGGAUCCUGUGUAACAUUAUCUAGUACCUGAAUAUUAGCGGGGAAGUCGCAAGCAGCCCAAGCGAAGAUAAAUCAGAACAGAUGCCUUAUGUCCUUCUCUGGCCAGUACUACGAUAAUGAAAAAUAAAGUAAAGAUCGUGAAUGAAACAGAGCCUUAUGCAUGUCCUACCGCUGCCAAAUAAAAUAAUGAUGUGGUUGGAUGUAUUUUUACAUAAA